This is a messenger RNA of Durotheca rogersii, 912 nucleotides long. RefSeq lists its product as uncharacterized. The record is from RefSeq and is a predicted model, not a curated record. Lineage: Eukaryota; Fungi; Ascomycota; Sordariomycetes; Xylariales; Xylariaceae. The transcript has 3 exons. Bases 110 to 613 code for a protein of 167 amino acids.
UCGAUGGCUGUUCUCAGACAGUACGAGUUAUAAGACGUAGAUCCCAGUCUCUACCACGAAUCCAGCCGGCGAGCAUCCCGUCCUCGUCCGGCAGCCUCUGGAUACCAUUAUGCAUUAUUUGCGGCUCCUGGUUCUCUCUCUCCUGUCGUCCGGCGUCAUUGCGGCCAGGCGGUUCUACGUGCCGGAGCCCACCCGGGUCCGGGGUGAUCCGGCGCCGACAAAGUGCGCGUCUGCCGCCCUAACCACCGUCAGCACCAUCAACCGGGGCAGCGAGGGGAUAUGGGUCGUUCGGCCGAACAUAUCCGAUCUGCACGAGCUUUACAGGUUCAGACAGAACGACUGGCUCGGGAACGAUCAAAAGCUCGUCCUGGACACCUGCAGCAGCAUCUGCCUAUCUGGCAAUGACACCGCAAAUCCGGGAACCUGGUUGCCAAGUGGGAAGUUCUUCCAAGGCGCCUUUGUCAACACGCCGGGAGGGAACCCGCCCAACCAUAUCCUAUGGCAGUGCGCUUGUUAUGACAGGCCUGUAUCAAGCGAGGAUCUUGCUGUCGGCCGAGGCGUUUGGAACAAUGCGAAUCCCGGCAGCGGAACGAUAAUCAACCGCGAGUGUUGAGGAUUUCCUACAUGGUAGGGUAGCGGUCAGAAAAGGGUGGGGUUUGUAUCGGAUAUUAGCAUUAGUCUAGGGUCGUAUUAUAAUAGCGUAUGAGAGCUGUUGGGCCGGUAAAUAUGACUAGGGAAUUCUCAGCGUCCUCGAGCGAGGCCACAGGCCUAGGACGCAAUCACCAGGGCAUGGGAACCAGUUCUGCGUGGCAAAGACGACAGUCCUCAAACCCAUUCAUUGCGGCUGGCUUCCUGGUUAUACGCGCCGAAUUAAUUGCCCGAGGCUGUAAUUAACGGUGCAACCAGCCGUCC